AAGUAAAAGACCACUUUGAACCCUCCCACAUGUUGAAAUGAAGAAACGUUCGUCUCAAAUCUGCUCAGUGAAACAGUUGCUUGUUAACUUUACAUGUGAACGGCUUCCAAGAUGAUCCCAGCAGUUACUCUCAGCACCGGAGCUAAGAUUCCCAUUGUGGGUCUGGGAACCUGGAGGGCAGAACCGGGAAAAGUCUGCGAGUCUGUGAAAGUAGCUAUAAGUAACGGCUACAGACACAUAGACGGCGCCUUCAUUUACGAGAAUGAAGAAGAGGUCGGGGCAGGAAUUCAUGCAAUGAUCGACCAAGGAGUGGUGAAGAGGGAAGAUCUGUUCAUCGUCAGCAAGCUGUGGUGUACCUUCCAUGUUCCAUCUCUGGUGAGAGGAGCAUGUGAAAAGACUCUCAGCGACCUGAAACUUGACUACCUGGACCUGUACCUCAUUCAUUUCCCAGCAGGCAUGAAGCCUGGGGACAAGCUUUUCCCAUUGGAUGAUGAGAAGCAAAUAAUCCCUGAUGAUUCCAAUUUCGUGGACACUUGGGAGGCCAUGGAGAAGCUGGUGGAUGACGGGCUGGUGAAAGCCAUCGGUGUAUCAAACUUCAACAAAGACCAGAUUGAAGCCAUCCUCAAUAAACCCGGCCUCAAGCACAAACCAGUAACCAACCAGAUUGAAUGCCAUCCAUUUCUGAACCAAGAGAAGAUGAUCGACUACUGCAGGUCAAAGGGCAUCUUCGUGACCGCCUAUGCUCCUCUGGGCUCCCCUGAAAGACCCUGGGCUUCCUCUGUUGACCCCACCCUGAUGGAGGAACCUACCAUCAAGGCCAUAGCUGAGAAGUACAAGAAGACCGCAGCACAAGUUCUCAUGAGGUUCCACAUCCAGAGAAACGUGGUGGUCAUCGCCAAGUCCGUAACACCUAGUAGAAUCAAGGAAAAUAUCCAGUUGUUUGACUUUGAGUUAAGUGAGGAGGACAUGAAGAAAAUCCUGAGUUUGAACAAAAACUGGAGAGGAUUCCCUGCAGAGUGGGCCACAAAGCAUAAAGACUAUCCCUACCAUACAGAAUACUAACUAAUCAUAAUCCACAUUUGGAUGUUUUUUGAGCAGCAGACAAUAAUCACGAUUGUCUUGUAAUGAUGUAUUUGCUGUUUUUAAGCAAAAUGUAAAAAUUUAAUAAAUUAAAUGCAAAGAAAAA
Messenger RNA from Oryzias latipes (Japanese medaka), 1186 nucleotides. RefSeq names its product aldo-keto reductase family 1 member B1. The record is from RefSeq and is a predicted model, not a curated record. NCBI's taxonomy places the organism in Eukaryota, Metazoa, Chordata, Actinopteri, Beloniformes, Adrianichthyidae. Gene Ontology annotation, molecular function: oxidoreductase activity.